AUGGGCGAUGGAAGUGCCGACAGCCUUUCGCGAGCGCAGAUCCAGCUUCUGCACAGUGCCGUUUGCCAGAGAGGAGAAGAUAGCAGAGUCCAAGGCCCCAGUAUCGAGGAUAGGCGCGUCGAGGGCGACCUGCUCGACGUUGUGCGACGCGUCGAUCAGAGACAGCGUGCCGUCGAGCGACGACGCGACAAGCCGGUCCGACGCGUACCGCAGCGACGUGAGCACGGAGUCUACGAGAGCGCAUGCAACCUGAGCUCUCAAGAUUACCUAACCGAGGGCUUUGUGCCGAAUUGCACAGAACAGGACCUCAAGCUGAACAUGAUGUUCACCGCGGGCGCCGUUCUGACCAACAUCAGUGCGCUUUUGAUUGGCAGAACGCUGGACCUUUACGGCCCGAGAGUGUGUGGACUGAUAGGUGCCAUGUCCAUGCUGUUCGCCUGUCUUGUGUUCAUCUACUCCAGAUCCAUCACGUGGUUUGACCCUUACCUGGUGGGAUACGCGGCGUUGGCGCUGGGCGGCCCAUUCUCGUAUAUAUCGAGCUUCCAGCUGUCCAACGCAUUUCCUGAAAAAUCCGGGCUAAUCCUUGCACUUUUGACGGGGGCCUUUGACACCUCCUCUGCCGUGUUUCUGCUGUACAAAUUUGCCUACACGAGAUGGCCGGACGCUCUGAAAAUCGAAACGUUCUACAAACUGUAUCUUGUGAUCCCGCUCUUUAUCGCUCUGGUCCAGGUCUUCAUCAUGCCAAACGAGUCCUAUCUGACUCCACCAGUCGACCUUAUCCCCAACCCCACCGAGGAACAGCAGCGGCUGGCUGAGGCUCUGGAGCGCGAGGACUCGCUUCACGAGGUGAACGAGAACACGCAUCUUCUGGCCGUUGAAGGAGCAGCCAAGAGAAGGUCCUCGCUUGGAGAGGCAUACAGAUCGGCCUACGUGGAGGAAGAGCUUGAAGAAGUCACAACCCCAACGCCCAACUCUGUCUUCGGUAUCCUGCACGGCUACCCGUCGUCUUACCAGUUCAGAACGUACUGGUUCCUGCUGAUCUGUCUUUUUGCCACCAUCCAGAUGCUCAGACUAAACUAUUUUGUUGCUACCGUUAAUUCGCAGUACACAUUUUUGCUUGGCUCGUACGAGAAGUCCGCCAAGCUGAACAAGAUCUUUGACAUUGCGCUGCCUCUCGGCGGAGUGCUGUCGAUCCCUGUGAUUGGCCGCAUCCUCGACGGCUGCUCCACCUCGCUGGUCAUGUUUAUGCUGCUCGCCGUGUCGAUCCUGAUUGGCGUGCUCAACUGCAUCAAGAACUCGUUUGCGGCCGGAGUUGUCAACGUCCUCAUCUUCGUGUGCUACAGACCGUUCUUCUACACCUCCAUAUAG
This is a messenger RNA of Ogataea haglerorum, 1368 nucleotides long. RefSeq lists its product as uncharacterized. The coding region runs from base 1 to 1368 and encodes 455 amino acids. Gene Ontology annotation, biological process: transmembrane transport. NCBI's taxonomy places the organism in Eukaryota, Fungi, Ascomycota, Pichiomycetes, Pichiales, Pichiaceae. The transcript has 2 exons. The record is from RefSeq and is a predicted model, not a curated record. Gene Ontology annotation, molecular function: transmembrane transporter activity. Gene Ontology annotation, cellular component: fungal-type vacuole membrane.